Molecule: messenger RNA, 1469 nt
Organism: Fragaria vesca subsp. vesca
Lineage: Eukaryota; Viridiplantae; Streptophyta; Magnoliopsida; Rosales; Rosaceae
Product: protein RTF2 homolog
Exons: 1
Coding region: 121-1248 (375 amino acids)
Biological process (GO): site-specific DNA replication termination at RTS1 barrier; mitotic DNA replication termination
Cellular component (GO): nucleus
Source: RefSeq, a predicted model, not a curated record
GACCUCGCCUUGUAUCUGACAAUCACAACAUAUAAAAUCCCCAAAUUCCCAGCAAUCCCAACCUUUUCAAAACCCUAAUUCCCAAUCUCACAAACCCUCCACCAAUUCAAACCCAUCACGAUGAAUCCCAAUCCCCAAUCCUUCCAAAUCUUUCUCCAAUCGCCAGACCUCCAAAUCCCAACCCAAACCCUAACCCUAUCCCCAAUCCAAACCCCAACUCUCCACCACCUCAAGCUCUCUCUUUUCCCCCAAACCCUCCCCUCCCUCUUCUUCACCCUCAACGGCAAACCCUUACUCGACUCCACCCCUCUCCAAUUCCCCCCUCUUUCAACCCUAAUUCUCCGAAUCAGAACCCCCGGCGGCGGCGGCGAUGGCGGCGCCACCGGUGCCGAGUCUCGCGACUGCUACCUCAACAUGUACGCGGAGAAGAAGCCCGACAAGGUCGACCCCUACGAGCAGAGGCUCUCGAAGUUUCUGAACUGCGCGCUUUCGAAUGAGCCGCUGAAGGAUCCUUGCGUCGUGGAUUUGAUCGGGAAUGUGUUUAACAAGGAGGCUCUGGUUGAGGCAUUGUUGGGGAAGAAGGUGCCGAAGGCUUUCGGACACAUUAAGGGGCUGAAGGACAUGAUCCCUGUGCAUUUCGCUUCGAUUUCCGGGAAGGAAAUGGAGUCUCAGGCGACGGUUAGUGGGCCGAGGUUUCAGUGCCCGAUUACGGGGCUGGAGUUUAAUGGAAAGAGUAACUUUCUGGCGCUGAGGAGCUGCGGGCAUGUGUUGAGUGUGAAGGCGUUGAAGGAGGUGAAGUCCUCGGCGUGUUUAGUGUGUCAUGUGGGGUUUUCGGAGGAGGAUAAGAUUGUGAUCAAUGGGAAUGAGGAGGAGGUCGCGGCGCUGAGGGAGAGGAUGGAGGCUGAGAAGGCGAAAACGAGGGUGAAGAAGGUGAAGAAGGUGAAGAAGCUGAAAAAUGGGGAGGAGGAGGGUGUGGAGGCUGCGAGGUUGAGUGGUACGAAGCAUGGGAUUGAUGUGAAGGGUGGAGAGAAGGCUUUGGCGAAGGUGGAGGGGAAUGGGAAGGUUGGAAAUGGUGGGGAGAAUGUGAAGGGUGGGAGUAAUGGUCCUGCGGUGAAGAAGUUUAAGGCGGUGGAUGUAGCCCCGGCUAAUGCUACUAAGGAAGUUUAUGCUUCGAUUUUUACUUCUUCGAGCACAAAGAAGUUUAAGGAGACGUAUUCUUGUCGAUCUCUCCCACUUGGUCGAAAUUGAUUGAUGGUAUGUAAUGUGAUUUAUGGUCUUUCUUCCUGAAUUUGUUGUAACUUGAAGUUCAUCUUUGAUGGAAAUUUGCAAAGUUUGGUAUCUUACAUGCUCUCAAUUUGGUAGCUGUUGUUUGUUAGAAACAUAAUCAUUUGAUGUACAAUAUUUGUUUGAAUUGUAUUGAUGAUGCUUCUAGCCUGGAACAAAAUAAUAAAUAGCAGAUGAUUCAUACU